UGUCACUGGGAGAUACAAUUACUGCUUCGCUUAGGGGUCCCUUUAACGCCGCCGUCCGCUUCCUGCCGCGCAUGCGUACCUCGCUUCUGAGCUUGUCAUCAUGGCGGCGCGGGGCCAUGUGCAGGAUCCUAACGAUCGGCGGCUUAGACCCAUCUACGAUUAUCUGGACAAUGGGAACAACAAGAUGGCGAUCCAGCAGGCUGAAAAACUUCUCAAAAAGCACAAAGAUCUGCACUGUGCCAAGGUCCUUAAGGCUAUUGGACUACAAAGGACUGGGAGGCAGGAGGAAGCGUUUGUUCUGGCUCAGGAGGUAGCAGCCUUAGAGCCCACUGAUGAUAACUCUCUGCAAGCACUCACCAUCCUCUACAGGGAAAUGCACCGGCCUGAACUGGUCACUAAACUGUAUGAGGCAGCUGUAAAAAAGAUCCCUACUAGUGAAGAAUAUCACUCUCAUCUGUUCAUGGCUUAUGCCAGAGUGGGAGAAUACAAGAAAAUGCAGCAGGCAGGGAUGGCACUUUAUAAAAUAGUUCCCAAAAACCCAUAUUAUUUCUGGUCAGUGAUGAGUCUAAUAAUGCAGUCUAUUUCAGCUCAAGAUGAGAAUCUUUCAAAAACAAUGUUUUUGCCAUUGGCUGAAAGAAUGGUAGAGAAAAUGGUAAAAGAGGACAAAAUUGAAGCAGAAGCUGAGGUGGAGCUGUACUACAUGAUUCUGGAACGUUUGGGGAAACAUAAAGAGGCUUUAGAGGUGAUCAGAGGAAAACUUGGAGAAAAGUUAACAAGUGAGCUUCAGAGUCGUGAAAACAAAUGUAUGGCCAUGUACAAGAAGCUAAACAAGUGGCCAGAGUGUAAUGCUCUCUCCAAAAGGCUGCUACUCCAAAACUCGGAUGACUGGCAGUUCUAUCUCUCCUACUUUGACUCAGUCUUUUACCUUAUUGAUGAAGCCUGGACUCCUCCGAACGAAGGGCAGAUGUCACUGGAAGGAGAUUUGGAUCAUUCCAUAGAACAGGCAGUCAAGUUUGUAGAAGAACAGAUUGAAAAGGAGUCCAACAGUCCACGCCAGCUCAGAGGCCCACAUCUAGCCAAGCUGGAACUUAUUCGCCGUUUGAGAAAGAGAGGCUGUAAUCAUGAAUACAAACUGGGAGAACCAGAAGAUUUGAUGUACCAGUAUUUCAUUAAGUUUGGAGACAAGCCAUGCUGCUUCACUGACAUUAAAGUCUUUGUGGAUCUCCUUUCUGCCAGCCAAAACACAAGUUUUAUAAACCGAUUACUGGGAUCUUUACCGUUGAACCAUGCAGCAGAAAGUGAAAUUGCAUUGCCUGGGGACACCAAGGCUCUGCAGAGACACCUGUGUGUAGUUCAAAUAAUCCGUCUGCUUGGCAUUUAUCAUGAAAUGGGCAAGCUUGAAAAGCAGAAUGCUGUGCGAGAAAUGACUGAAAGAUACAGACACGGACUGCAGUUUGGAAAAUCCUGUUUGAAAACGGAGCUUCAAUUCUCAGACUACUACUGUCUCAUCGGAGCACAUAUGCUUCUGGAUUUAUGGAGUAAUGGUGAAGAAUGGGCGGUAUGGCAUUGUUUGACCCUAUUAGAAGAAGGACUUUGUAACAGUCCAUCUAAUGCCCAAUUUAAACUACUGCUUAUCCGUAUCUACUGCUCACUUGGAGCUUUUGAACCCGCUAUGGACCUUUAUUCCAGCCUUGAUGCUAAACACGUUCAGCAUGAUACAAUUGGUUACCUACUGACCCGGUUUGCAGGAUCUCUGGGCCAAUAUAAUUCUGCAUCCCAAGCUUGCAACGCAGCUCUCAGAUUUUUCCACUCCAACCAGAAAGAUACCUCAGAAUAUAUUAUACAAGCUUACAAGUACGGCGCAUUUGAGAAAAUCCCAGAAUUCAUUGCUUUCCGAAACAGGCUAAACAAUUCUCUACACUUUGCACAAGUUCGCACAGAACGCAUGCUAUUGGACCUUUUACUUGAAGCUGAUAUUUCCAGUAGUCUAGAAGAAAGCAUAAAGUCCAUGAGUUUGAGCCCAGAGGAGGAUGACAUUCCAUGGAAGGACCUACGGGACAACCGGGACCUAACGGUUCUCUUUAACUGGGAUCCAAAGGACAGAGACAUUUCAGAAGACCAUAGAAAGCUGUCCCUGGAGGAAGAGACUAUCUGGCUGCGUGUCCGAUCUCUCACUUUACGGUUAGUUAGUGGUCUGACCGCUCUCAGUCACACGCCUGAGCCCAAGAACUCUCAGAAGGGUACAGAAAAUGGAGUCUCAUCCAAGAUUGACAUUGUCCGAGCAUUGUUACAGCAGUUUGAGGCGUCACUGGAUGCUGCCAAGACCUUUAAUGAGAGACAGAUAAAGUAUCCUUUCCUUGGUCCCCCAGCAACACGACUUAGCGGAUUCCUGCGUAGCGGAGCCUGUCAGUGCCAGAAAGAGGCUCUUCUACUUGUGAAUGAUAUUUAUGAUCUGGAUAUGAGUGGCAUAGAUGAUACAUGUGAAAUCCAAGAAAAAAUAGGGAAGAAAUUAAAGUCUUUACUAGAAGAUUUACAAGAUCUGUUUCAUCGCUGCAAAGGGGACAUCAUGGACAUCCAGGGAGGGAGCUGCCGAACAUCCUCCCAUAUUAUAGAGAAUUUGGUUUUCUUUGUUGAGACAAUCUCACUUAGUUUAUGGGUAUCCAGUUAUUUUGCUGCUGUCCUGCGGCCGUUUAAGUCAAAUCUACAAAAAAAGAAAAAGAAGAAAAAAGACAGCUGUGCUACACCUCUGGUAUUCACUGGUUUCCUGGAGUAUAUUACUGGUCUGCAAACAUUGCUGUCAAAUAUGACUGAUCAUAUAACAGGGCUGGAAAUUUCACUGACUGCACUGAAACUUGAAGAUCUUUCAUUGGACAAUAUCAUAUUUUCAGAGGAUGAAAAGAAGUUUACAAAACUGGCAGUAGACAAGGUUCACAGCAGCUACCUUCACUCACUGCAAGAGAUCGGGGAUCUGCUUAAAAAGAGACUCGAAACAUUCAAAAAAUUUAAAAUCUAGAAUGUGACCCAGCUUCAUACAGUGCUCAUUAUCACAAAGAGCUCCUGACGCCAUCUUAACCUUAAUCCAGAACUUCCUCAGAAAUGCAUGAAGGACUUAAACCAUCAACUUUUUUUUUUUUUUUUUUUCUAUUUUAGGUUUUGAGAAUUAAUUAUUUACGGCUACUUUAAAUUAUUGUACAUAAACAGGAAGCAGGACCCGAAGUUUGGGUGUUACCACUCUUUUAUACAUAAUCAUAAACCUGUUGGCAGCAGCAAAUGGAUGUUUAUACCCAUUUGAUCUACAUGUGAACUCGGGAACUUUGUAGAUGCAGCAAUAGAUGUCCGCUUUAUCUUGAGGGGGCUAGUUCAGAGUCACCGCUACAGUUCUUUUCCAUUACCAGCACAGUAUAAUUACUCACUUUUUUAUCACAUUUUUUUAAUCCUGUGAUCUGUCUGCUUUGAAAAUAGCUUUUUUCAGUCUGUUUUUUUUUUUUGUUACUUUGUUUUAACGCAAGAUGUUUCAGAGCCUGAAUCAUGAGCUGCUAUGUUAGAUUCCAAACACACAGUUACCAAUAGAAAUCCUUUCCAGCUGGAAUAACACACACAAAAUGGACUGCAGACUUUGGGAGGAAAAUACAUGGUGGAUUUUAGCUGCAAGACCAAAGUUGCUGCACAAAAAAUUCUUGGAUGUAGAAAUUGCCUCCUAUAAUUUAAACUAAAAAUAGUUCAGCUUUGCCUGAAGCCACUUUGUCUCGUUGCCCACAUUCAAGUGAACACACAGGUUUUUUUACUUUUAUCAGAGUCCCGGUGCUUUAUGAGUUAAUAUCUUUGGUCCUUGUGCUGUUGCUUCUAGGAGGAACCCUUCUCUGCAGUUUUCUUGAUCUAUAUAGUCAGAAUGAUGCUUUUACAUGCCACAGGGUUGCAGUCCUUGCUCUACUUUGUAAGCUUGUUGAUGGAAAUCAAACCUCAUUGGACUGUUGGUAUUAUAGGACAAGUUAAUAUGUAUGUGAUAAAUGCAAACCUCAGCCCAAUGUGCAAUAUAAACCAGCAAAAAAAAAAAACCUCUAGAUGAAUAACAUCUGCUUUUUGCACUCCAACUGAUGCUGAACUCUCUGUUCCCCUGAAGCUCAAGGGGGGUUGUAGUCCAACAAAAGCUGGAGGGCCACAAGCUGGACAAUACCAGAUUUAGACCUAGGGCUAUUUAAAACUUAAAAUCCCACAUCUGCUUGAGCAUCGCAAAAAGCUGUAUUUAAAGAGAUUCUGACAAUCAAAACAUUGUCAUAUCCUAUGAACACACAUUUUGUUAGUGAUGCUAGGUGGUUGACAAGAGUAUUUUUAAAAUAAAUCUCUACAUAAUAAAAUGGUCUUUCAUGUA
This is a messenger RNA of Xenopus laevis (African clawed frog), 4369 nucleotides long. RefSeq names its product N(alpha)-acetyltransferase 25, NatB auxiliary subunit L homeolog (gene naa25.L). Gene Ontology annotation, cellular component: cytoplasm; NatB complex. The transcript is spliced from 24 exons. The coding region runs from base 101 to 3013 and encodes 970 amino acids. The record is from RefSeq and is a predicted model, not a curated record. Lineage: Eukaryota; Metazoa; Chordata; Amphibia; Anura; Pipidae.